AUGCGCUCUGGCUUUAACCCGAAAGGAGUCAUGCAGAUCCGACUCUCCGCAGAACAGUCAGAAAGCCUGUCUAACCCUGAGAGUUACCCUGCUCUAGGGGCUCAUGUGGCUAAAGUGGGCCAUGCUCUGGAUACCCCACAUGUUCCACAGGAGUUGCCUUCCGGACUCUCAAAAAACAUCAAUAGCACAUUCUUCAGUGGGGUAUUAAAAAAUUCAGAAAGUGUGGCUGAAAUUUUUGACUGCCUGGGCUCCCACUUCACCUGGCUGCAGGCUGUCUUCACCAAUUUCCCUCUGCUGCUCCAGUUUGUGAACAGCAUGAAGUGUGUGGCUGGUUUUUGCCCCCGAGACUUUGAAGACUAUGGCUGUGCCUGCAGGUUUGAAAUGGAAGGGCUGCCAGUAGAUGAGUCUGACAGCUGCUGCUUCCAGCACCGCAGGUGUUAUGAAGAUGCCGCUGAGAUGGAUUGUCUCCAGGACCCUGCUAAGCUCAGUGCAGAUGUUGACUGCAUCAGCAAGAAAAUCACAUGCGUGUCAGAAGACCCUUGUGAGCACCUACUGUGUACCUGUGACAAGGCAGCCAUUGAGUGCUUGGCUCAGUCAGGCAUCAACUCUUCUCUCAACCUUCUGGACACCUCCUUCUGCCUGGUACAGACUCCAGAGACAACAAACAGGAAAGGACUGACAACACUGAUCCCCAGAGAGGUUCCUGAAAAACCCACAGACAGCAGCCUGACAGCGCUCUCAGGAGAAGUGGCUGGUGAGACCAGAGCUGACAGACUGACCACACUCUCCAGGACAAAACCAGGCCGAGAUCUGGAAGGCACAGGAGCUGCUAGGAUCACAGUCCCUCCAGGAUCUGAAGAGAUUAUCACCACAGCUAAAGGUGCUACCCUUGUCCCCCCUGGCAUUAAAUCUUUGGGGUUGACAGUGUCAUCUGCUAACAGUGGUCCUGAGGAGACAACUGGAAAAGCUUGUGACAGAUUGACCUUCCUGCACCUGGGGAGUGGGGACAACACGCAAGUGAUGCUACAGCUUGGAGAGAUGCUCUUUUGUCUGACAUCCCGUUGCCCUGAGGAAUUUGAAUCUUACGGUUGUUACUGUGGGCAGGAAGGAAGAGGAGAGCCAAGAGACACUUUGGAUAGGUGCUGUUUAUCCCAUCACUGCUGCCUGGAGCAGGUGAGAAGGUUGGGCUGCCUGCAACUCUCGCAUCCUCGGUCAGCAGUGGUGUGUGUGGAUGGUGCACCCAAGUGUGUGGGGCAGAGCUUGUGCGAGAAGCUGCUAUGUGCCUGUGACCAGACAGCAGCCGAAUGCAUGGCCUCUGCCUCCUUUAACCAAAGCCUCAAGUCACCAGGCAGACAAGAGUGCCAGGGCAAGCAGAUGUCAUGUGAGGAGAGCAUGCCUGGAGGGCACUCAGCUUCUUCUGUUGGCUCCAGCUCCGAGGAGAACAGCGAGGAGAUCAUGCCCCACACAGGAGGCCUCAGAAGCAGAAGGUUUCUGGGGAAGUCACUUGGUCCCUUGAAGACCAGGCCACUCCAUGGAAGAUAG
Molecule: messenger RNA, 1542 nt
Organism: Castor canadensis (American beaver)
Lineage: Eukaryota; Metazoa; Chordata; Mammalia; Rodentia; Castoridae
Source: RefSeq, a predicted model, not a curated record